AUGCAGGCUAUCUUCCCCUCAGAUAUAGAACGAGAACCCUCAACACCCAACCGGGAAGGAGGCAUCAACAAGCCUGCUGGAGCUGCCUUCUGCUCGCCUGCAAUCUGCAUGCCACAGCAGCAGCAGCAGAGCAGCAGCAGCAGCAGAAUGGGAUACGGAAAGCCGGAGACAAACACCUACGAACUCAUCAAGGCUCCAGGCAUCGUCAGACCUCUCUACGAUAUCAUCACUCCCGCUCCCCAACAGACGUCUCGCCCGCCGCUGCCGCCUCGUCCGCAGCAGCCUCAGCAGCAGUUUCCUCUGCCGCCGCAGUUACUGCAGCAGCAGCAGGCACUACGCCUACAGCAGCAGCAGCAGCAGCAGCAGCAACAGUAUUAUACGGGGCAGUUGGCUGCUCUUGGGGGCCCCCGCGUAGCAGCAGCAGCAGCAGCAUUGGAGGUGACGAGAGAAAGUUGGUUCGAAGAUCUGCAGCAACAAAUGAAGAGAGAAGAACUGCAGCAAUACGCAGACACUGCACCUCCAGCCUUCUCCUCCUUCGCCUCUGCUCCGGGUGUCUUUGGGGGGGGCAGACUCCAGCCGACUGCCCGCCGCCUCAAGGCCUCAGUACUGCGGGAAGAAGCAGAGACCCAAGCGUAUGCAAUGCCCCGCUAG
Molecule: messenger RNA, 651 nt
Organism: Eimeria mitis
Lineage: Eukaryota; Apicomplexa; Conoidasida; Eucoccidiorida; Eimeriidae
Exons: 4
Coding region: 1-651 (216 amino acids)
Source: RefSeq, a predicted model, not a curated record